Diachasmimorpha longicaudata is the source of this 1401-nucleotide messenger RNA. RefSeq names its product geranylgeranyl transferase type-2 subunit beta (gene betaggt-II). Gene Ontology annotation, cellular component: Rab-protein geranylgeranyltransferase complex. The coding region runs from base 255 to 1253 and encodes 332 amino acids. Gene Ontology annotation, molecular function: Rab geranylgeranyltransferase activity. Lineage: Eukaryota; Metazoa; Arthropoda; Insecta; Hymenoptera; Braconidae. The transcript is spliced from 7 exons. Gene Ontology annotation, biological process: protein geranylgeranylation. The record is from RefSeq and is a predicted model, not a curated record.
UGAAGCAAGUAGCUAUGAGUUUUCUACCCGAAAUUGAAAUUUCCUGGUCUGAGUACCCGAAUAACAUGUCACAGUCUAAAAGCUUCUGCUGUGUGAUUUUUUUUAGUUAUUGUUUUUUUGUGAAUUGUGUUUUGUGAUGAUUCACAUUUGAAGACUUGAGGUUAGUUGUGGUAUUCCUGAAUGACAGGGAAGUGACAAGACCUAGAUUUGACAGAAGUUGAUGGAUGAUUUCUCUUAACUAAAUAACCUAUAAAAUGGCACUCCUGAUGAAGGAUGUUCAACUACCGGGCGUAAUUCCAAAGCUACUACUGGAGAAACAUUCAAAUUAUUUAGUCUCGUAUGGAACAAAUAAAGAUGAUUACAUGUACUGUAUGACAGAGUAUUUAAGAAUGUCCGGCAUGUACUGGGGCUUGACAGCACUGGACCUCAUGGGACAACUGGACCACACAAACAAGGACGAAAUCCUGGGAUUCAUAAAAACCUGUCAGAGCGACUGCGGUGGAAUAAGUGCCAGUUUAAAUCACGAUCCCCAUUUGCUUUAUACACUGAGUGCUGUCCAGAUUCUGUGCAUGUACGAUGCCCUGGACGUCAUUGACACUGAUAAGGUCGUCAAGUACGUGAAAGAACGACAGCAGCCUGAUGGAAGCUUCACUGGAGACGUCUGGGGAGAAGUCGACACUAGAUUUUCGUUCUGUGCAGUUGCCACGUUGUCACUGCUGGGCCGAUUGGAUGCCAUUGAUGUUGAUAAAGCAGUGGAGUUUGUAAAAAGUUGUAUGAAUUUUGAUGGAGGCUUUGGAUCCAAACCUGGCUCUGAAAGCCAUGCUGGAUUAAUUUAUUGCUGUCUCGGGCUCCUGUCUAUCACAGGGCACCUGCACUUGGUAGAUGCCGACAGACUCGGCUGGUGGCUCUGUGAAAGACAGUUACCAUCUGGAGGUCUCAACGGAAGACCCGAGAAAUUACCCGACGUUUGUUACUCCUGGUGGGUACUUUCGUCCCUCACAAUCCUCGGAAAGUUACAUUGGAUUGAUAAGAAACGACUGCUGGAAUUUGUCCUGUCUUGCCAAGACACCGAGACAGGAGGGUUCUCUGACCGACCCGGCGACAUGGUGGAUCCGUUCCACACGUUGUUCGGCCUCACUGCAAUUUCCCUCCUGGAUCCGGAUCACGGGCUCAAGCCAAUUAAUCCUACAUUCUGCAUGCCUGAGUACAUCAUACAGAGAAUUGGAUUGAAACCCUCCAGACUCGAAAGAUGAUGCCAGUCACUAUAAGAUACAAUCAUCACAAACUCAGAAAAAAGCUUCAUCUCACUGAGAUAAAAAUCUUCGUUCAAGAAUUUUCACCUGUUCCAAUGGAGAGAAUUUAAUUACGUGAAAUAAACAAUUUAUCUACGAAAGCGUGUUG